Molecule: messenger RNA, 603 nt
Organism: Polyodon spathula (Mississippi paddlefish)
Lineage: Eukaryota; Metazoa; Chordata; Actinopteri; Acipenseriformes; Polyodontidae
Product: myocardin-related transcription factor A-like
Exons: 4
Coding region: 92-511 (139 amino acids)
Biological process (GO): smooth muscle cell differentiation
Source: RefSeq, a predicted model, not a curated record
CACACACACACACAUAAGGGCUCUCUUCAGCUGCAACUCGGCAGUCUCUUCCUGCUUCUUCAUUGAUUGAUUUUUGAAUCCUCUCGUUUACAUGCUGGUUCACUCCCUGCCCUUCUUUCUCUUCUCCAAUGCAGUUCUCCAGCUCAAGCUUCAGCACAGAAGAACCAGGGAGGAACUCGUUGGCCAAGGAAUCAUGCCACCUCUGAAGAGUCCAGCCGCGUUUCACGAGCAGAGGAAGAGUUUAGAGCGAGCUCGGACAGAGGACUAUCUCAAGAGAAAGAUUCGAAGCCGCCCCGAAAGAUCGGAGCUGGUCAGAAUGCACAUCCUUGAAGAGACCUCAGCAGAGCCCUCCCUGCAGGCCAAGCAGUUGAAGCUGAAGAGAGCGCGCCUGGCGGACGACUUGAAUGAGAAGAUCGCUCAGAGACCGGGGCCCAUCGAGCUCAUCGAGAAAAACAUCCUGCCUGUCGACUCCAACCUCAAGGAGGCCAUCAUAGGUGAGGAGAGACACUGAUACACUGGCAUGCACUGUACAGUAUGCUCUGCCCAGUGCACACUGCCAUGCACUGCCCCUUACGCACUGCCCAGUACACCCUGCCACGCACU